Phascolarctos cinereus (koala) is the source of this 650-nucleotide messenger RNA. Its product is annotated as fatty acid-binding protein 5-like. Lineage: Eukaryota; Metazoa; Chordata; Mammalia; Diprotodontia; Phascolarctidae. Gene Ontology annotation, molecular function: lipid binding. The record is from RefSeq and is a predicted model, not a curated record.
CGCUUUGCUCUUCUCAGGGUUUCUUACCUCCUCUUCUCGUCCAAAUUCACCAUGACCUUUCCCAAGCAGCUGCUGGGCAGGUGGCGCCUCGUGGAAAGUAAAGGAUUUGACGAGUACAUGAAGGAAUUGGGAGUGGGGAUGGCCCUGAGGAAAAUGGCCAGAAUGGCCAAACCAGAUGUUUAUAUCUCUGAAAAUGGGGGUGUAGUUACCAUUAAGACUGAGAGUACCAUAAAAACUACACAAUUCUCUUUUAAACUUGGUGAGAAAUUUGAUGAAACCACACCCGAUGGCAGGAAAACUCAGACUCUUUGUACCCUGGCAUGGGAUGGGAAGGAAAGCACAAUAACAAGAAAAGUAGAAGAUGGAAAGCUAUUGGUGGACUGUAUUAUGAACAAUGUGACUUGCCACAGGGUCUAUAAGAAGGCCGAGUAAAGAAACUCCAUCUUCAUAUGGGACAGGAAUUAGCUGUUAUGAAUGAACCAGCUCAGCUCAAUGAGCUAACUCUCCAACCAAACUUUCUUGCUUUUUUCUUCUUCUCUUCUGUACUGUGGUCUGUUAUCAGUGACUGACUACUUGCAAACAGUUUUAUUUCCAAGCUUUGAUGUAAUUAGGAUUGUUUUGGCUAGUAAAUAAAGAAUUUUGCUGUUAUU